Messenger RNA from Alternaria ethzedia, 255 nucleotides. RefSeq lists its product as uncharacterized. Bases 1 to 255 code for a protein of 84 amino acids. Gene Ontology annotation, molecular function: protein binding. NCBI's taxonomy places the organism in Eukaryota, Fungi, Ascomycota, Dothideomycetes, Pleosporales, Pleosporaceae. The record is from RefSeq and is a predicted model, not a curated record. The transcript has 3 exons.
AUGGAUCCCGCCAUUGGAGUUCGGGGCCAAAGGAACGGCAUCGCUACUAUGGCUGUGUUGAUCGAUCAUGGCGCCGAUGUCAACUACGUGUCAAAGAAGUGGGCUACGCCGCUCGACCACGCCGUUCGACAUAACGCCAAGGAGAAACUGUUGUAUCUGCUGAAACAUGGCGCAGAUCCUACCAUUCGGUGCAAGGAACGCGGUCGCGAGGAGUUGUACGAAAUUCUGAAAGCAGCCGAACUUGGUCAACCUUAG